Messenger RNA from Phanerochaete carnosa HHB-10118-sp, 977 nucleotides. RefSeq lists its product as uncharacterized. NCBI's taxonomy places the organism in Eukaryota, Fungi, Basidiomycota, Agaricomycetes, Polyporales, Phanerochaetaceae. Bases 240 to 830 code for a protein of 196 amino acids. The transcript has a single exon. The record is from RefSeq and is a predicted model, not a curated record.
GGCAUUGGCAUCCGGCUCUCACGGCGUUCUAUGCCAGUAAAUUGCAGUGCAUCUGUGGCUCUCAUUAUGUAUUAUAAUUUAUUGCUAUUUCUUUUUUCUGUAAGUACCGUACAUGUUUGUGCGGCGAAGUCAACAGGUGCAGUUUCCAACUAUGAAGCUCACUUGCUACUAGCACAGAUAAUUGUGAAUAUUUAUGUCAUCAGUUGGAGGCGACAUAGGCCGAAUUUUCCUGACUGUACAUGCUUACGUGCCCGGGCAAACGUUACAAGCUCGACUUCUGCCUUAGACUCGACCGGCUCGUCGAUAUUUUCGUUCGCAGCCUUCGCGUCAGCCUGCAUUCCAUCGUCGAAGAGCGGUCGGCAAUCGAUGUGCUAGGUUCAAGCAAUGUGAGCACUUCGACUUCACUUCCGAACCUGGCGACGACGCAAACGUGCCUAGGGACAUCGCUGCGCACGAUUGGCGCAUCUUGGGGAAUGUCAAGCAAGAGCACAAGCCGCACAAAACAUCCUACGAGAUUGGCGCGCGAGCCGCUGACCUCUACGUCAGUUUUGUCUCGAGCUGGAGAGGACUUGGCGCACCAAGGACUCGCAGUGUCGAGAAGUUCCACGACAGCAUUCGCCUCGUCGACUACGAAUGCGGGGUUCUUCCGGCGGAGCUCGUGCGUCACGCGUUUCAGGCUCGUUCUGCGCUACUAUCUUUCGGUCCUCUUGCCGAUGGCCGCGCUGCCCGUAACUUGCAACGACAUCGCCAUUCUGCACGACGUCGAAGCCACCGUCCGCGAAGUUGAAUUUUUUGACGGACGCGAAGAACCCGAGCGCGGAGAGCGGUAAAGCUCCAGUUAAGAAGACGACUGCAGAGCAAGGCAGUGAUCAGGGGGUAGGUUUGGAAAGUUGGGGACUGACUGGGAGAUUAUAGAUACGUCACAUUAGUACAGCAUCCACAGGGGUAAGAUGACCCACGAAUACACUAGCAGGCCA